UCCCCCCCCCCCCCCCCUCCCACCACCAGAGCGGGGACCACCGACCACCUGUGAACCAUGGAAAACGACGCGUCCCACGCGGAGCCCAGCAGCGUGUCCGGCAGCACCCACACCAUCCCGCAGCCCGAGAGCGCGGAGGAGAUGCUCACCCCGAGCUUCACCCCGUCCUCCGCCCCGACCUCCCCGAACCCGAACUCGACCGGCACCCUGGCCCGGCUGGGCUUGAAAACCCCGCUCAGCCCGACCGAUGCGGUGCCGGGGAGCCCGGUGGACCGCGGCCAGGUGAGCGCCAUCACCGUGGUGGCGCUGCUGGACAAGCUGGUCAACAUGCUGCAGGCGGUGCAGGACAACCAGCAGCGCAUGGAGCAGCGGCAGGCCGACCUGGAGGGCGCCGUGCGGGUCGUGCAGGGGGACGUGACCCGCCUGUCCAGGACCCACGUCGUUACCUCCAACAACGUCAGCAAGCUGCUCGAGCGCUCCCGCAAAGUCAGCGGGCACCUGAAGGACGUGAGGGAGCGCAUGGAUAAGCAGGCGGUCCAGGUGAAGAAGCUGGAGGCCAACCACUGCCACCUGCUGAAGAGGAACCACUUUAAAGUGAUCAUCUUCCAGGAGGACAAUGAGAUCCCCACCAGUGUGUCGGUCAAGGACUCCACCAAGACCCCACAGCCGAGCCAGUACGACGCAGAGUCCAUCCUCCCUGCUCCGUCUGUAGCCGGCUCCAUUGAUGGCAGCCGCGCGAACGACGAGGGUCUUCAAACCAUUAGCCUGUCCUCCUCCUCCUCCGAUCUCACAGUGCACCACGAGGAGUACGAGAUGUGCGGGAGCGAGGCCAGCAUGGGUCCGGGCACCUCCCGCUCAUUCGAGAGAAGGGCCGACAAGUUCAAGCGCAACAGCCUGAAGAAGGUCGACAGCCUCAAGAAGGCCUUCUCGCGCCAGAGCUUCGAGAAGAAGGUGAACCAGAUCACCACCAAGAUCGUGCCGCCAGAGAAGCGUGAGCAAAUCCGGAAGAGCCUCACCCCUAACCAGCCCAAGAGCCCGACCGCCAAGUCCUCCUCUUACAAGGUAUCUCCCAUGACCUUCAACAUCAAGAAAAACCGAGGCGGGGAGGACCCCACACAAGGCAAGGGGUUUCCCGAGGAAGAAGACCACGUGGAGAUUCUUGCUCUGGAGAGCGUCGCUGGAGAGAUUCCCUUGGCAGAGGUGUACACCCAGGGAGGAGUUGUGGAGAUGGUCCAGGAGAUGCGGAGUCCCUCCACCCCAGAGGGCAUGAAGGCCGGGCUGGCGAUCAACGGAGAGGCGCCGAGCUUCGAGUGCGAGAUCAAUGGCGACCGUUCUGCCGGCCUCGCAGUUCCCGAGCUCGAUGAAGAUGUUGCCGAGGAGGAGGAGGAGGAAGAAGAGGAGGAAAAAGAAGAGAAGAAGCACAAAAGCCCCGUUGAGAUCGCAGCAGAUGCCCAGAUUCCCACGUCAACAAUUACUGUAGAGCAAGUGUCUUAAUAUGAUUUAUUUCUUAGCGAGUAGCAAUUCUAGUUGCCCAUUCUUUACUUGCCUUAAAUUCAGAAAUUCGUGACCACCCGGCAGCCACAAAUGAUUUGUCCUUUGACAUUCCUGCCAUGAACCCCCACCAUAUACACGAGAAACGUACUCCCAGCUUCCUAAGGUAGCCCAUCCUUGGACCUUUCCCGCCACCCUACCUUUUGAUUAUCACCAGACCAUGACACACACACACACAGUGUAGAAGCUACUGGGUUCACGGCGAGACCUCGCAGUGUAUCGGAAUCCAGCGCAAGUGCUUCCUAAACCCAAAGAAAGCACCGUUGCACCAAUGGACCGAAACUCCCGUGAACCGGUGUCCUCGAUAGCGGCCUAUCUCCACGGCGCUGGGCCAACUAGCUCCCUACCGCUGUGUCCGUCUGCCUCCGGGGCUUUCUUCCACUGACGAAGAGCCUCGUCCUUCUUUGUGUUUUUACUUACUAAAAAAUUGUUCAUCUUUGGCAACAGUGGAACUAGCGUUGCCAGGUUGUGCUCGAGUUGGAAUGGGGAGGUUUAGGGGUUUCAAUUAAAAAACCCUGGGGGUGUUUUGGUGAACUAGAGGUUGUUUACUAAAUUCUUUGUACCUAUGCUGGAGAGAAAAAACGCCCAGAUCUUAACCAACAGGUGGCUGUAAUUCAGUCUUGCCUCCCGUCCUUCACCUGCGCACAACACGUUGUUGAUUACUUCCGCAGAGACGUAUCUAGAUUACCGCAAGCGUGUCAUGUGGCCCAUGGGAAUGUUUACGUAAUGGUUGCCUUCACAUUCAGUCACCAGCAGGUGCAGACAAUUAGAGUAGAUGGCAAUCGGAAAAGAGUCUAAACGUUCUCUGCGAAUCACACGAAUUAAAAGAGAGAUACAAGAUAAACAAAUACCAGUUAACAUGUUUGUGCUUAAUUACACGGAUGCAAAUGAAGGACAUCCUUGCCAGAGAGAUGCUACUCUUCACGCCGAGACACAUUAUUGACCAAAACAACCCUGCGUGUUUUAUUCCUGACAUUUUAAUGUCCCCUUUGUCUUCUCCGCGGGGCAAAUUUGUAUGUUUAUGUCCAGGAAUGAAUCUUUGUUUUCCUCCUCUACUCCCUCGGUAUUUACAGCUUAAACACCAUAAAAUCGAAACUUUACGAUAACUGCCUCGAGUGUGUGUACGUUAUACAGUGAUUGUUGUAUCUGCGAAUUAAUUUUGAGUUACUAUAUGAUACUUUGGUGUUUGUAAGUCGACUUUCUUUCUUUUAUGCAUAUCAUGGGACCUGCAUGGUGUAAUGUUUACUCGGCUUCACGUGUUUUAAGACGUAAACACAUAUCUUAUACAUUUGCCAGGGCACCAUCACUAAAUCCCCUCCCCCUAGAUACCUGCACACACACACACACACACACACACACACACACACUCCUACAGUGCCUUUCGCCCUGCACAAGCUGGUAUGAGUAACUGCAGUCCUGAAGGCACGGCUUGUUUUUGUAGAUGAGUGAUUUGUAAAUGCUUUUCCUCUUCUGAGGAGCUGUUUGCAGCUAACGCUUUACGGGGAAUAGUCACGGGUCGAUACCGACUGCUGGAAGAGCUGAGAACGUUUGAAGUUAGAAGGAGGUGCAAGUUCACUCACGACCAACCUGAUGUUCGGAAGUAAAAAAAAAAAGUGCCUUUCCUCUUGUUGCACGCCGUUAGCGCAAUGCCAGCCUUACGUAGUUACAGGCGUCCAAUAUGCCAGGACUCCCUAAAAAUACUUUAGCAAGUGGUACCAGGUGCCAAGGAUCCAGACACUGGAGAGGUCACAGAAGUGGAUCGAGGCAGAGGGCAGCAUUCCUGGCUCUGACGGAUGACUCCUGCUCAGCCCCAUUUUUCAUGUUCUCGGCCUCCUUGUUGAGGCCGUGCAAAAGAGAGAGGAGACGUUAUGUGGAGCCACAGGUGUUCACCCCCCCCCCCCUUCCCUCCCAGGGGGUGCAUGAGCUUGUAGUGGAAAGGGGUCAUAUGUGGGUGUUGGAAAGAACUUAAGUUAUUGGGAAGGACGAUAAAGUUGCCGUUGGGUUCGCCGUAAAAUGUAAGCGUCUAUAUGAGAGUCUGAGAUGCAUCAGACCUUUGGGACUAACUAUGCAAAAUUAUAUAAAUCAGUGAAAUCAUAACUGAACUCAAAGCCUUUUCCCUGUACCUGCUUUAUGCGUAUAAAUUAACUGGCCAGUUUGCUCAAUGGGAUCUGUGAAGAGAAAAUAAAGGGACGGCCGUGAAUGAUUUAAAAACAACUUGAUACUUAUGUGUAUUUUUACUUUGUCGUUCUUCAAAGUAUUUUCUUCUUUUUAAUUCCACGCUGUAUAAUUCAUUUUACUGAAAGGGGAUUAAACAAUGGGCUUGCGUGUGCAUUCUUUGUCCUGUAGAGGUCUAAAUGUGACCGGCUUUGAGGUAUUUCCUGCUUAUUUGUGCAAGUGUGUUACUUUGAUAUCUCUGUCUGCAAAUGGUAAAUAUGCAAUUCCUAGAUUUGUGUUUGUGAGCAGAAGUCAGUUUGAAUUGUCUUAAAAUCAGAUCAUUUCAUCUGCAUUCAUAUGUGAGAGCUGGGGUUUUCUUAUUUUUCUUUUUUGUAAGAAAGUUCAAACUCCACAUAUCUACAGCAUUAGUCAGGUAGUGACAUCGUGUUCAUAGAGCGUUUUGACUUUCUAGCCUUUUAAUUUAGUUACCCACUUAAAACAAAGACGUUUCCUUCACAGCAGAAGAUUCCCCGCCACUUGAGUGUUUUGAAUGAACUGCUCCUGCCACUUGUUUCAAGCAUCUUGUAAACAUGCAGGCAUUGCCUUUCCAGAAUGUAGUAUUGUACACCAAUAAAGAUUUUAUAACAUUCAA
This is a messenger RNA of Pseudoliparis swirei, 4357 nucleotides long. RefSeq names its product caveolae associated protein 2a (gene cavin2a). The record is from RefSeq and is a predicted model, not a curated record. NCBI's taxonomy places the organism in Eukaryota, Metazoa, Chordata, Actinopteri, Perciformes, Liparidae. The transcript has 2 exons. Bases 58 to 1494 code for a protein of 478 amino acids. Gene Ontology annotation, molecular function: protein kinase C binding. Gene Ontology annotation, cellular component: caveola; cytoplasm.